Podarcis raffonei (Aeolian wall lizard) is the source of this 1086-nucleotide messenger RNA. RefSeq names its product adenine phosphoribosyltransferase (gene APRT). Gene Ontology annotation, cellular component: cytoplasm. Lineage: Eukaryota; Metazoa; Chordata; Lepidosauria; Squamata; Lacertidae. The transcript is spliced from 5 exons. Gene Ontology annotation, molecular function: adenine phosphoribosyltransferase activity; adenine binding; AMP binding. The record is from RefSeq and is a predicted model, not a curated record. The coding region runs from base 40 to 603 and encodes 187 amino acids. Gene Ontology annotation, biological process: AMP salvage; adenine salvage.
GCGCGUUGCUUCGUACCGGGCAGAUUGACUGCUUUAGCCAUGGGCGCUGAGUUGCGGCAGCUGCGGCUGCAACAGAAGCGGCGGUUGGUCCAGGAGCGGAUCCGGGAGUUCCCCGAUUUUCCCACGCCGGGGGUGCUUUUCCGAGAUAUCACCCCCCUCUUAAAGGACCCUGUUGCCUUUGCAGCUGCAAUUGACCUCCUGGAAGCUCACGUCAAGGCCUCACAUCCCCAGGUUGAGUACAUUGCAGGUCUUGAUUCCCGAGGAUUCCUUUUUGGACCAGCUUUGGCACAGAGAUUGGGAGUUGGAUUUGUGCUAAUACGGAAGAAGGGGAAGCUACCAGGUCCCACAGUGUCAGUUGCCUACUCUCUGGAAUAUGGCCAGGCAGAGCUCGAAGUUCAAAACGACGCAGUGAGCCCCGGUCAGAAUGUGCUCUUGAUUGACGACCUGCUUGCCACAGGAGGGACCAUGCAAGCUGCCUGUGAGCUGAUGAAGAAGCUGGGGGCUAAUAUCCUGGAGUGUGUGGUGCUUAUAGAGUUAAAGUCCCUUAAAGGGCAAGAAGCCAUCAAGCCAAACUCCCUCUACUCGCUGCUGCAGUAUGACUGAUGCCCAGGAGUGACCGCCUGCCUCAAGCCUUGUUUCAGUUGAGAUGGCCUUGCCGCCUUCCUCUGCCAAACAAUUCCUGGCUUUGCAUUGUUGCCUGCAAGCUUUCUUUUUCUUAAAGUGACCCUUGCUCCCAUCAAGUUGGCAUUGUCACCCUGGACUUUGCUUUGUAAGUGAAGGGUUAAUUAUUGAAAUCCCAUGGGAGAAGCUUUUAUUAUCAUUAAAAGAACCAAAUGAAGCUCGGAUUUUCCUAUAAGGCUAUCUCCUUGUAGGCAGUCUUGGACUUGCCAGAUUGGGAAGGGGAUGACUCGCUCACCAGAACCCAGGCCUAGAGGCUUCCCAGAGUCAGCCUUUUCAAAAUAGAAGUCACUUACACCUUUUAGAAAGCAAGAGAUUGUUAUUCCUCUAUGCUAAUGGGGGGGGGGUGGCAAGGAGAGCCAGCCUGGUGUCCUCAAAACAUUUUGGACUACAGUUCCCAUCAGCCUC